Gadus morhua (Atlantic cod) is the source of this 2817-nucleotide messenger RNA. It is a transcript of the gene slc24a2a, whose product is annotated as solute carrier family 24 member 2. The transcript is spliced from 12 exons. Gene Ontology annotation, cellular component: plasma membrane. Lineage: Eukaryota; Metazoa; Chordata; Actinopteri; Gadiformes; Gadidae. The record is from RefSeq and is a predicted model, not a curated record. Gene Ontology annotation, molecular function: calcium channel activity; calcium, potassium:sodium antiporter activity. Bases 838 to 2811 code for a protein of 657 amino acids. Gene Ontology annotation, biological process: long-term synaptic depression; calcium ion transmembrane transport; long-term synaptic potentiation.
CAGAGCAAAACACCUGACCCUCUGCUCCUGACGAGCUGGCUGUCGCCCUGCAUGGUGGACACCGCCGUGAAAGGUGGAAUGUGUGCAUGAAUGGGUGAACCUGAGGCAGUUUGUAAGGCGCGUGGAGUGGCCACUGGUUGGAGCAGCGCUGUAUAAACGCAGUCCAUUUAGUCAAUUUACCAGAAGAGAGAAAGCGAGGCAGAGUUGGUAUGAGAGAGGUGAGCGCUAUUCGCAGAGCUCCGUUUUUUUCACCCCAGAGCUCCUCCUCCUCCACCUCCUCCUGCACUGGAGUCAGAGAGGGGUAGGACUGUCACAGGGCUCCUCCUCCUCUUCCUCCUCCUCCUCGCCCUCCUCCUCCUCCUCCUCCUCCACCUCCUCCAGCGGAGUCAGAGAGGACGGUAGGACUGUCACAUUUGCUGCUGCUGGUGCUGCUCAAUGACAGCAAGACGAGGGCGCAGGAGCAGAUCCCUCGUGUUUCGACCGGUUUUCUCGCUUCCCCUAAAGAUCAGGAUAAUAUGAAGACACCAUUCGGAAGGCCUGACCCCGGGAAGAACCCACAAUCCUUCCGACUGAUUUGAAGCAGAGACCGACGCCAUGCACUGGCGUGAAACUCUCCGAUAAACCAAAAAGACCUUCCCUGCUCCCCCCCCCCCCCUACUCCCUUGUCCCACCUCCUCACCCCUCUCCCCCCUCUCGCUCUCCUCUCUCUCUCUCUCUCUCUCUCCGCUCGGCUCUUCCCAGAGCGUGGGAAACGGAAUACCGCACCACCACCACCACCACCACCAGCACCACCACCACCACCACCACCACCACCAGCACCACCACCACCACGGCGACAUGGCUUCGGACCAAGUGUGCGUGGACUCCCUGGAGGGCCGCGCCCCGCCCGGCGCUGCCGCCAUCGCCACCUACAAGGGCCGCCAGAAGCUGCGCAGGAAGCUGAGGCCCGUGCGGAUCCUGGUGUUCGUGGUGGGCCUGGUCGCCAUCAGCGCCGUCUCCUUCUCCUACAGUGCCUUGAGGUGGACGUCGGCGGCGGGGGGCCCCGGGGCCCUGGCGGCCGGGCCCCUGGAGGCGGCGGGGGGCCCCCCCCACCGGACGCUGCUGUCCACCCAGCUGCAGCGGGACCUCAACGUGUCGGGCGACAGCGCGGUGGCCAUGAAGUCGGCGGCGGACGGGAACCACAGCCAGGGCGAGUACCCCACGGACCUGUUCACGCUGGAGGAGAGGCGGCAGGGGGCCGUCGUGCUGCACGUCUUCGGCAUGCUCUACAUGUUCAUCGCCCUGGCCAUCGUGUGCGACGAGUUCUUCGUGCCGGCGCUCACCGUCAUCACGGAGAAGUUGUCCAUCUCGGACGACGUGGCGGGCGCCACCUUCAUGGCGGCGGGCGGCUCGGCGCCGGAGCUGUUCACGUCCAUCAUCGGCGUGUUCAUCUCGCACAGCAACGUGGGCAUCGGCACCAUCGUGGGCUCGGCCGUCUUCAACAUCCUGUUCGUCAUCGGCAUGUGCGCCAUCUUCUCCAAGGAGAUCCUGAACCUGACGUGGUGGCCGCUGUUCCGCGACGUGUCCUUCUACAUCGUGGACCUCAUCAUGCUCAUCGUCUUCUUCCUGGACAACCUGAUCACCAUGUAUGAGAGCAUGGCACUGCUCUCGGGCUACGCCUGCUACGUCAUCUUCAUGAAGUGCAACAGCUCGGUCGAGGGCUUCGUCAAGGGCUGCAUGAGCAAGAACCAGGUGGUGGAAGUGGAGGUGCAGCCAAAGUUGGAGGAGAAGGUGAGCCCCACGGCCCCACCGGACGAUGACGGGAAGCUGUCGGCCAGGCCCCGGCUCCAGAGAGGUGGAAGCUCCGCCUCCCUGCAUAACAGCCUGAUGAGGAACAGCAUCUUCCAGCUGAUGAUUCACACCCUGGACCCUCUCAGCGAAGAAUUUGCUGACUCUGAGCUUGGGACAUAUGGGAAACUUAAAUAUUAUCACACAAUGACCGAGGAAGGUAAAUUCCGGGAGAAAGCGUCCAUCCUGCACAAGAUCGCCAAGAAGAAGUGUCAAGUGGAGGACAGCGAGAAGGCCAACGGCGUUGCCAGUCGCUCCGACCGGAACCUUCCCAACAGCUCCAACAUGGAGGUGGAGGUGACACCGCCCAUGAACGGGACCGCCGGCCAAGAAGGAGAAGCGGCUGAAGACGAAGAGGAGGAGGACCAGCCUCUGAGCCUGUCCUGGCCCGAGACCUACCGCAAGCGCUUCACCUACAUGGUCGUCAUGCCGAUCGUUCUCCCCCUUUGGCUCACACUUCCCGACGUCAGGAAGAACUCGGCCAAGAAGUUCUUCCCCAUCUCCUUCAUCGGCUCCAUUGUGUGGAUCGCAGCCUUCUCCUACCUGAUGGUGUGGUGGGCCCACCAGGUGGGCGAGACCAUGGGCAUCACAGAGGAGAUCAUGGGGCUGACCAUCCUGGCGGCGGGGACCUCCAUCCCCGACCUCAUCACCAGCGUCAUCGUGGCCCGCAAGGGGCUGGGCGACAUGGCCGUGUCCAGCUCCGUGGGCUCCAACAUAUUCGACAUUACCAUCGGGCUGCCCUUCCCGUGGCUGAUGUGGUCCUUCAUCAACGGGCUGCAGCCGGUGAAGGUGAGCUCCAACGGGCUCUUCUGCGCCAUCGUCCUCCUCUUCCUCAUGCUCAUCUUCGUCAUCAUCUCCAUCGCCGCGUGCAAGUGGCGCAUGAGCAAGCUGCUGGGCUUCAUCAUGUUCCUGCUCUACUUCGCCUUCCUGGUGGUCAGCGUCAUGCUGGAGAAGAAGAUCAUCGCCUGCCCCAUCUCCAUCUGAGCGCCC